CUUCAGCUUCCUCGCACCCUUCCACUCCCAAUCAAAUUCAGAGUUUAGCAAAGCCUAGUGCUGCAAUUAGCAGAUGGAGUUGCUACGCUUGCUAGCUGUUGCCGCCGUGGCCGCGAUGGCCGCGGAGGUCGCCGCCGGCGGCGACUCCGGCUGGAGCAGCGGCAGCGCGACGUUCUACGGCGGCAGCGACGCGUCGGGGACGAUGGGUGGCGCGUGCGGGUACGGCAACCUGUACAGCGCCGGGUACGGGACGAGCACGGCGGCGCUGAGCACGGCGCUGUUCAACAACGGGCAGAGCUGCGGCGCGUGCUUCGAGGUCCGGUGCGGCGGCGGCGGCAGCUGCCUCGCCGGCACCGUGGCGGUGACGGCCACCAACCUCUGCCCGCCCAACUACGCGCUCGCCGGCGACGCCGGCGGGUGGUGCAACCCGCCGCGGCCGCACUUCGACAUGGCGGAGCCGGCGUUCACCAGGAUCGCGCAGGCCCGCGCCGGCGUGGUGCCGGUGCAGUACCGGCGCGUGGCGUGCGCGAAGCAGGGCGGCAUCCGGUUCACCAUCACCGGCCACUCCUACUUCAACCUGGUGCUCGUCACCAACGUCGGCGGCGCCGGCGACGUGACGGCGGUGUCGGUGAAGGGGUCGCGGUCGGGGUGGCAGGCCAUGAGCCACAACUGGGGCGCCAACUGGCAGAACGGCGCCAACCUCGACGGCCAGCCGCUCUCCUUCAGGGUCACCGCCAGCGACGGCCGCACCGUCACCUCCGACAACGUCGCCCCCUCCGGCUGGUCCUUCGGCCAGACCUUCUCCGGCGGCCAGUUCUAGCCGUUCCGCCGUCGAUCGCCGGAGGAAUUGAAGGGGCUCUGUUUUGAAGAAGCUCCAAACUCACUCUCUCUCACUCUCUUUGCUGACGUCAUGGCGUGGUGUGUGGUGGCGUACUUUUGAUGUUGCCGUUUUUGCGCCUGCAAGGCGGAUGCGCCUUCGGCCUAUGGGCUUGGGGGGGCGUUUCUACUGCUCCGUAGGCGUACUUCUUGCAGGGAUGCUUAAUUUGAUGUUGAGAAUGGCCGCGGCAGUGGUGACGAGCGCAAUGGCUGGUCACCCGCCCAUGACAUAUGUUGUAGUACGUACUUAUGUGCCAUUAAUUUGCAUCUUUACAUGCAAUGCUUGAAUUAAUGUAGCUUUGUCUCAAGAUUUGUGUUAAGGAUGGUGAUGCUGAUACGUACUUAUGUCAUGUAUUCGUCCACAUUAUCACGAGUAAAAAUUUUACUUGUAGGUUUACUCGGGAGUAUAGUAAAAUUUUUAUUCA
Molecule: messenger RNA, 1301 nt
Organism: Oryza sativa Japonica Group (Japanese rice)
Lineage: Eukaryota; Viridiplantae; Streptophyta; Magnoliopsida; Poales; Poaceae
Source: RefSeq, a predicted model, not a curated record